GGUGAAGCGAGGGAGGCUUCGGCUGGGGAAGGGAGAAAGGAGCGGAUCUGUGGGGCUUAGAGGAAGAGGGAUGAAUUCUCCUCCGGGAGGUCCGAAGAAGGGGUCGGGGCCCUGGGGGAAGAAUGGCCGUGAGACCAGCGCUUAUAAAAGGAGCGGGAGGUGGAUCUUAGAAAAACAAUUCCAUCUUCUCCAAAUUAUUCCAAAGAUACAGUUUGAGUUUCUUCUCGUAAUCUGAUUUCUAGCCUGUGCUGUAUCAUGGAUGGGAUAUUUCAGUGUUUCUGUUUUCCCGAGCGUGAAAAUGGAGAUGUUAAUUGCCCGGCAAUGUGUUGCUUGAGGCUGUUCAUCUGGAGCUGUUUUAGCUGGAAAUAAUAUAUUGCUUGAGAGUAAUAAAGCAAAUUUUACUUAGAGAAAGAUGAGCAGUAUUUUAAAAGCGGAACAGAGGGUUUUCGUUGCCAUCAUAUGAUCAUCACCUUUACCUUAACUUCUGGCCACGGUCUGUCGCUAAGAUGAGCACCCGCCCUUCUUUUGACCCUGAACGUCGAGUCCGGAGCACGUUGAAGAAGGUCUUUGGGUUUGACUCUUUUAAGACACCUCUACAGGAGAGUGCGACCAUGGCCGUAGUGAGAGGUGACAAGGAUGUCUUUGUGUGCAUGCCCACAGGGGCAGGAAAAUCCCUUUGCUAUCAGCUCCCUGCUCUGUUGGCCAAAGGCAUCACCAUUGUAAUCUCUCCACUCAUUGCUUUGAUUCAGGACCAAGUAGAUCACUUGCUGGCUCUGAAGGUACGAGUGAGUUCCCUGAACUCUAAACUCUCAGCACAGGAGAAAAAGGAGCUGCUCUCUGAUCUAGAGCGAGAAAAGCCAGAGACCAAACUUCUGUACAUUACGCCAGAGAUGGCGGCUUCGGCCUCUUUCCAGCCCACGCUGAACUCACUGGUGUCCCGUCACCUGCUCUCCUACCUGGUGGUGGACGAAGCUCAUUGUGUUUCUCAGUGGGGGCACGACUUCCGUCCUGACUACUUGCGUCUGGGUACCCUCCGUUCCCGCCUGGCGCAUGCCCCGUGUGUAGCUCUGACUGCCACAGCCACCCCGCAAGUCCGAGAGGAUGUAUUUGCUGCCCUGCACCUGAAGCCGCCAGUUGCCACCUUCAAGACUCCCUGCUUUCGGGCCAACCUGUUCUAUGACGUGCAGUUCAAAGAGCUGCUUUCUGAUCCCUACGGGAACCUGCGGGACUUCUGCCUUAAGGCUCUUGGACAGAAAGCUGGUAAAGGGUUGCUGUCCGGCUGCGGCAUUGUCUACUGCAGGACCAGAGAGGCUUGCGAACAGCUGGCCACGGAGCUCAGUUACAGGGGACUGAGUGCCAAGGCUUACCAUGCAGGGCUGAAGGCUUCCGAAAGAACACUGGUGCAGAAUGAGUGGAUGGAGGAGAAGGUCCCUGUCAUUGUUGCAACCAUUAGUUUUGGGAUGGGAGUGGACAAAGCCAAUGUCAGGUUUGUCGCUCACUGGAAUAUUGCCAAGUCUAUGGCUGGGUACUACCAAGAGUCUGGCCGGGCAGGCAGGGACGGGAAGCCUUCCUGGUGCCGUCUCUAUUACUCCAGGAACGACCGGGACCAAGUCAGUUUCCUGAUCAGGAAGGAAGUAGCAAAACUCCAGGAAAAGAGAGGGAACAAAGCGUCUGAUAAAGCUGCUAUCCUGGCCUUUGAUGCCCUGGUGACCUUCUGUGAAGAACUGGGGUGCCGCCAUGCUGCCAUUGCCAAGUACUUUGGGGAUGCGCCCCCUGCCUGCACCAAGGGCUGUGACCACUGCCGGGACCCUGUGGCCCUGCGGAAGCAGCUGGAGGCCUUGGAGCACAGAAGCAGCUGGAACAAGACUUGCAUCGGGCCUUCUCAGGGGAAUGGCUUUGACCCUGAGCUGUAUGAAGGAGGCCGCCGGGGCUAUGGGGGCUUCAGCAGGUACGAUGAAGGUUCUGGAGGCAGUGGGGAUGAGGGCAGAGACGAGGCCCACAAGCGGGAGUGGAAUCUCUUCUACCAGAAGCAGAUGAGCCUACGCAAGGGCAAAGACUCCAAGACAGAAGAAUUUGUACCUCCAGAUGAGGACUGUCCCCUGAAAGAGGCUUCCAGCAGGAAAAUCCCGCGCCUCACUGUGAAGGCCCGGGAGCACUGCCUGGGGCUUCUGGAGGAGGCUCUGAGCAGUAACCACCAGGCCACAGGUCCCACCCAUGGACCUGAUCUCCAGGCCAGGGCUGUGGAGCUGGAACAUGCCAUGUUCCGAAAUGCCAAGGCAGCCAACCUGUACAAGGCCAGCGUGCUAAAGAAGGUGGCUGAGAUCCACAGAGCCUCCAAGGAUGGGCAGCUCUACGACAUGGGAGACGCUGCCAGGAGCCGCAGUCCGCCGGCCCGGGCCCCGGAGCCCACCGAGUAUGACAUCCUGCCGGCUUCCCAGGUGUACUCGGGAGUGCACUCAGAACCUUUCUCUUCUUCACAGCCCAAACCCAGGCGGGUGGGAGCUGGUUUCCCCAGAGGCUCCUGCUCAUUCCAGACGGCCACUGAGCUGAUGGAGAAGACGUGUGCUAAGGAGCAAGUCCCCCAGCCUGUGCGGGAAAGUGAGCAGGGGCCCCCCAGCCAGCCCUGUGGCCUCCAGCGGGAGGGCUGUAGUGAGCCCCUCCCCGGGCCCAGAGGAGAGGCCCCUGGAAGCAGCGCUCCUUGUGGGAGGUCCUCCCCUGAGACGGUGAAGAGCUCGUCCACGAAGGCCGGUGCCAAGGCCCGGGCCAGCAAGCAGCAGCAGCUCCUAGCCGCGGCGGCCCUUAGGGAUUCGCAGAACAUCGCCCGCUUCUGCCAGAGGGCCAAGAGCCCAUCUCCCCUCACCUCAGCCCCAGGGGCAGAAGGUGCCGGCCCUUCCUGUGAGGGAGUGCGGGGUCCCCCAGCAGCCCCAGAAAAGUGCUCAGGAGAGGAGGAUGGAGCCCUGGGGUGUUCGGCUGUGCCCUCCCAGACCAAGGAGUGCACCAGGGAGAGGCCAAGAGCCUGCACACUCAAAAGAGACCAGGACCCCCCUGAAGGCCAGCCCACCCCCUCAGAGGAGAUACACAGGGGCAAGCGGUCCAGACCCCAGCAGGAGAACCCAGAGAACCAGGCUCAGAAGAGGCCUCGCCCCUCAGCUAAUGCCUCCAUCUUAGCCGAGGCCAAGGACAGCAUCUCGGCCAGCAAUCCGGGCAUCUUGAACCCCACAGUGCAAGACUCCUGCCUUCUCCCAGCCCCUGGCAUCUCCCUCAAGGAGGCCGCAAAUGUUGUGGUCAAAUGCCUGACUCCUUUCUACAAGGAGGGCAAGUUUGCAUCCAAGGAAUUAUUUAAAGCCUUUGCCCGCCACCUCUCACACUCGCUGACUCAGAAGGCCUCUCCUGGAAGGAGCGUGAAGGAAGAGGCCCAGGAUUUCAUCAAGCAGUUUUUUCACGGUCGGGCCCGGUGCGAGAGUGAAGCUGACUGGCACGGUCUGUGUGACCCGCAGAGAUGACCAGCUCCUACCCGCUAGGGCCGGAGUGCUCCCCCGCCUCAGCUGUGGGCCAGCCUGGGCCUCACUCAGGAACAGGGAGGGGGGAAGCCUGCAGCCGUCAGGGGCACCAGCUUUGCUCAGGGUCCGUGUCUUCCAGCCAUGUUUGGAGAUGGCCCCCGUCACCUCCCAAAUCAAGGCCAAAGGCUGGAACUAACCACUUUCUGCUUGCAGGGUCCGAGGGCUUCCUCCUCCUAGCCUCCCUGCCUCUCUCAGCUGGGUUUUCUGAACCAGAUCCACAGAUUAGAAGGGGGCGGGGUGGGGGUGGUGGCUGCUGCCAGAGGAACAGGAGGAAAGAGUGGUCCCUCUGCCUCUUGUGGUUGAAUUGUAGGCCAGGGUGAGGCCACCAGUCCAAGGCCCAGGGCCACUUCAGGAAGAGCCCUGCUGGCCUCGGGUUCUGGGCCCACUAGCCCUUUCCCUCAUGAUGCCAGCUUCCGGCCUGGCCCCAGGUGCAGAGCUCGGGAGCAGGGGAGCAGCUGGGCCCUGCUCUCUGCUCAGCUCCUGGUCAGGAAGGCUGGGCUGGACAGAGACUUAGCAGAGAAAUAAAGUCCUGUUGGAUUUGAGACACGCACGCCCACAA
Enhydra lutris kenyoni (northern sea otter) is the source of this 4119-nucleotide messenger RNA. Its product is annotated as ATP-dependent DNA helicase Q5-like. Lineage: Eukaryota; Metazoa; Chordata; Mammalia; Carnivora; Mustelidae. The transcript is spliced from 19 exons. Bases 507 to 3503 code for a protein of 998 amino acids. Gene Ontology annotation, cellular component: chromosome; cytoplasm. Gene Ontology annotation, molecular function: nucleic acid binding; four-way junction helicase activity; ATP binding. The record is from RefSeq and is a predicted model, not a curated record. Gene Ontology annotation, biological process: double-strand break repair via homologous recombination.